GUUGUGGCUCUUUCUCCAUCUUUCUCCAUCUUCGGUAUCGAGUCCUUUGAUGAGGUGCUGAAGCCACUCUGGCUCGGUAUUCGUCUGCACCGCUGCAAUGGUCUUGUUGCCUUCUUGAAGGUCAUGGGCUUCAUUAUUCGCCUCAUGGACCCCGAGCAC
This is a messenger RNA of Suillus paluster, 159 nucleotides long. RefSeq lists its product as uncharacterized. Gene Ontology annotation, molecular function: mRNA binding. NCBI's taxonomy places the organism in Eukaryota, Fungi, Basidiomycota, Agaricomycetes, Boletales, Suillaceae. Gene Ontology annotation, biological process: spliceosomal complex assembly. The annotation marks the transcript as partial. Gene Ontology annotation, cellular component: U2 snRNP; catalytic step 2 spliceosome; U12-type spliceosomal complex. The transcript has a single exon. The record is from RefSeq and is a predicted model, not a curated record.